GUGUAACAUUUUCGACAACAUUCAGCAAGCAUACCCGUGACUGCUGACAAAUGUUUACAUUUUAUAAGAAAGAACCAUUACGACAAUUUGAAUAUUUAAUUUCGAGUGAUUGACUUGAAUUUAAAGAGGAAAAUGCUGUCUAAGCCAAAGACUUGGAUCACUGGCUCAUCGUGGAAAGCGAAGGAUAAGCAUUCACUUGAAAAUCUCAAACUGAUUUACAAUCUACUGUAUAAGCAUCAGAAUGUUACAGAGUCUAAUAAGGAUAAUUUGGUUGAAACACUACGGGUUUUGCCAGAAAUCUUGGCAUGGGGUGAAAAACACGACAGCAUGGUGCUAGAGUACGUUGAUUUUCUUUAAUGUGUAUGUGUGUAGGCGUUUACUCUUUCUGUUUUAGUUUUUUUAUGGAAAAGAACAUGUUAGCGUUCUUUCUGAGAUAUAUGAAACAAAAGAAUGGACAUUACAUAAGCCUCCAGAUGUUGCAAAGUCUAAAUUUAAUAUUUCAAAACAUCAACAACAACCCCUUUAUAUAUUAUUUAUUAUCAAAUAAUCACGUAAAUUCUAUUAUUUUGCAUAAAUUUGACUUUUCAAAUGAAGAGGUCAUGGCUUAUUAUAUAACUUUCUUGAAAUUGCUUUCCUUUAAAUUAAACGAAAGCACUAUACAUUUCUUCUAUAACGAGCAUGUGAACGAUUUCGCCCUAUACACAGAAGCUAUAAAAUUUUUUAAUCAUUCUGAAAGUAUGGUUAGAAUAACUGUGAGAACUAUAACCCUAAAUGUCUACAGAGCUUGCCAAUAUACAAAGCAAACAGAAUGCGGUCCUAUUAGAGUUCGAGACGUAUCGAUGUUGAAGUAUAUACGAGAAAGAACGGCGUCACCGUAUUUCUCGAAUCUCGUUUGGUAUAUGGGAAGUCAUGCUCUUGAUAUCGAUAUUGCUGUUAGAGAAGACACAGAUCAUAAGAACCGAAAUAUGAUUAACAGUAUGAUUGACGAACACGUGGACUAUUUACUUUAUGUAAAUGAUAUACUUAACUUAAAUAUUGAGGAUUUGAAUUCUAUACUCGAGGAACAAUUACUUGGCAAUAUGCUUUUACCAUUACAUAUAUAUGGUAUUAUUAACAAUGGUCCUCAACCUAAGCUUUGCUCACCUUUAGCCCUCUUUUUAUUGUCUUUAUUUUAUACCUUCGUUCAAAGACCAAAAUUUUUGAGUGUCAUAACUCAAAUCUUAGUUGGAAAAGAUCUUCCACCGGUAUCGUCUUUUGUUCAACCUCCCCUAUUACAGGAUACUUUGUCGCAUGGCUCCUCAUCGACGUCAUCAGUAGUUCGUCGAGGAAAUUCGACCUUUUAUGCGGGUUCUUUCUCAUCCGAACCGGAUGAUGAUGAUGAAAUAGAAAGAGCAGUUGAAGGAAAGGCGGAUGAAGAAAGUACGGAUGAUAGUGUUAAAGACGAGGAGAAUAUAACAGACGAGCAAAAGCUCAAAAGAACCUCGGCUCUACUAAAUCAUCGUGUUUUCUUUUCUACAAUAUUGGAGACUUUAAAUUGUACAGAUAACGAUUUCAAUUGUCUGCUAUCACUUAUGCUAUUGCACGGCAUUGCCGAUAAUAUUGAUUCCCUGCAGAUGGAAUUUCAACUAUUACUUCUUGAUAAAUUAGUAUUGGUGGUUAAUAUGUCGUGUGAAAAUGGUUCUCGUUUGAGAUUAAUUACCUUAGAAUUGGCAACUACCCUUAUUCACAAAUUGCAGGAUGCAAUGCAGCCACAUCAAAAGACUGCCCUCCUUACAGCGAAAGAACAAGCUACAUUGAUUUUAGCAAAUUUUUAUCAGGUAUGGGUAAAAAGUGAAGAAAUAUUUAUUGAGAUUUUCGAGGACGAAUUUGUAAAUAUGAAGAAAGUUUCUACUACUGAGGAUGUCAGUAGAGAGGCAGCCGUUCUACUACCGCCAACCGCAACGCCUUUAACUGGUAUUGACUUCAAAUUAAGAUUACCUUGCGGUGAAGUGGAAAGAGCUAGAAGGGCCAUUCGAGUCUUCCUUCUCGUCCGCGAUAUUGUUAAGAAAUUGAAUAAGGAAGAAGAAAUGGAUUUACCAUUAACCAAGAACGACAACAUAGUAAACGAAGGAGAUGUUCUUGAUUUGAACAAUAGCGAUCUAAUAGCGUGCACAAUAACAAAUAAGAAUAAAAAGGAACGUCGAUUUGUGUCGAUUGAUGAAGUGCGAAUGAUCAUUGUAGAACCCGACGGAACAAGAUUAGGGUUUGGUAUUGUUAGAAGUUUCGCUCCUCUUCAACGUCUCGAUGUAACAAGCGACCGUAACGACAACAGAAUACUAUAUGUUAAAAUACCUAAUUCUAAAUUCGAUGUAAAAUUAGAACUAGAUGAUCACAUUCGCUGUAUGGCUGCGAAACAGCGUUUAACCAAAGCAAGAGCACGAGUUAGAUCCUAUAAAAUGGAGUCAAUCGCAAAGUUAAUUGACUACAAAAUACCACAAAAUAAUUUUCCCAUUGGCACAAAACACCCUACACCGUCCAAAAGAUCGGGUAUAGUAAGAAGAGUUAUUGGAAACGCAGACCAAGGUGAGGAGGCAGUGGAAGCAGAUGUACCUAUAGUCUCGAAUCCAUUAACCGUUCCUAUUGCUAAAAUGACUGUAAAAAAAGAGGAUAACGAAUAAUAAACCAUUUUAAAUUAUACACAUACACAAAUUAUCAAUAAAAUUAGUCGAACAAAUGUAUUGAUUUGAAUAGAUGAAUGAGGUUUUUUCUAUUGAAUAAAUUUGUGAAAUGGUUUUCGUAUCCAUUCUACAA
This is a messenger RNA of Dimorphilus gyrociliatus, 2790 nucleotides long. The record is from the annotation of a GenBank genome assembly. NCBI's taxonomy places the organism in Eukaryota, Metazoa, Annelida, Polychaeta, Dinophilidae.